Molecule: messenger RNA, 957 nt
Organism: Parathielavia appendiculata
Lineage: Eukaryota; Fungi; Ascomycota; Sordariomycetes; Sordariales; Chaetomiaceae
Exons: 3
Coding region: 1-957 (318 amino acids)
Molecular function (GO): protein binding
Source: RefSeq, a predicted model, not a curated record
AUGGGUUGCUGUCUCUCCCGUGAUGGGGGUCCCAACUCCCCCUACCCAGGCGGCGCCGGCGCCGGCGGCUCUGCCCGAGCGAUAAAUGAGGCUGCCCAAGCAGCUGGCACUACCAGCUCACAAACCGGCAUUGAUGAAUCACUCUCCUCUACCUCCCAUCGCCGGCGUAGGCACUCGAACCAACCACUGACUCAGCACAUCAAUAAGCCCUUGCGGCGGCACGAGUGGACCAGCCACGAUAGGCAAUGGACCCCUGCGGCCUUGCGGCGCGAGCGAACCGAGUUUUUUGAAACCAGAGUUACCGGGAGAGAGGAGAUAUGGCAAGCGUUGCGUACUGCACUCGAGGUGCUUUGGGCUGCCGACGAGGCGGCGCGCAACCGUCGCUUCCCGCGAAUGAGCGAGGAAGAUGGGCCAAGCGAGGAAGACCCGGCUGUUGCUUUAGCGACUGCUCAGAGCAUCCUCGAUGCCGCCGAUAUCACCCUACCCACUGGCGACUUGUAUAAUGGUGCAUAUGAUGCGCUCGGCAACUACUACCCGCUGACUCAUCCGGUUGUCGCCGACCCUGUGAACAUGCUGUGGAGUCCUGGCUCCCCCGAAGAGGAAGAACUUGACGAUGUCAAAGCCGACCUGACAGCUGGCGAAGAAACGGAGCGAGAGUGCGGUGACGAGGAGGCUGAGCGGCGAAGGGAGGAGAAAGGCAAGGCCGUCUUGGAUGUCCGGAAUCAGAUCACCAUCAGAGCGAGGCUGAGUGACGGAUCCGGGGAUGUCAGCGUUACGGUGGGCAAAGGAGACUCUGUUCGCCGCAUCGCAAGACAGAUUGCAGAGGAAGGAAAACUACUCUCUACCAAGAAAGUCCGGAUCGCCUACAUGGGCAAAAUCCUCCAAGAGAAUUCUACCCUCAGGAACCAGGGCUGGAAGCAAGGACAUGUCAUCAACGCCUUGGUGUUCGAUCGUUAG